This is a messenger RNA of Anneissia japonica, 7586 nucleotides long. RefSeq names its product meiosis regulator and mRNA stability factor 1-like. Gene Ontology annotation, molecular function: CCR4-NOT complex binding; mRNA base-pairing post-transcriptional repressor activity; RNA nuclease activity. Bases 108 to 5693 code for a protein of 1861 amino acids. Lineage: Eukaryota; Metazoa; Echinodermata; Crinoidea; Comatulida; Comatulidae. Gene Ontology annotation, cellular component: cytoplasm; peroxisome. Gene Ontology annotation, biological process: post-transcriptional gene silencing. The record is from RefSeq and is a predicted model, not a curated record. The transcript is spliced from 23 exons.
CAUUGAGCUUUAUUUUUUGAGGCGAUUUCGCGAACGAAGCGGAGAUAAAUGAUAAUGAUGUUAUAUAUUUUCACAACAGACUAAAUCUAAAAUGUUGUUGCUUGGAGAUGAACAAUCAAGAUUAUCAUUUUAUUAAUUCAACCACCUCUAACAAAGUUUCAGAAAAGAAUGAUAGGCCUAAGUCGAGGAUGAAUACGAGUAACUUUCGUGGAAGUCAUGUGUGUACUUCCUCACUACGGUGUAGUUCAGGUUGUGAAGAUUGUCAUCAUGGUCAUCAUGUGCCUAGUUUAAAAAGUGAAACUAUACCAGGAAGAGAACGGACUAGGCUUGCUUCCCGUUCUGCACGUAGGAGAAGGAGUUGUUCAAGACACCAUGACCGACAGGUUCCAUGUGGCACUGAUACUCUAGAUGAUCAUCUAGAUGAUGACUAUCAGUGCUUCGCUAGUUGCGAUUCUAGUUCUGAAGAUGAAAGACAGUACUAUUAUUCAGACAGAAGAGACCAAAGCCAUCAUUCUCAUUCUAACCAAAAAAGAAGUGGAAGGCAGAAAGUUUUUGGAAAACCUGAUAAAUAUUCUCCCCAUAGUCAUAAUAAAUUAGAGAGAAGUGGAAGUCAGGUAUCCUUGGCUUACUCUGCACCUAGUCAUAGAUCAUGUUCUAGUACACGUGGCAUUUGUUCCUGCUGUAGUGAUGUGUCAGCUUUCCAACAGUGCAGUAGAAGUAACGAGCAAUGGAGUCAUCGUGAUACUUCAGCCAGUAGGCUGUCUCCAUCAGAAUGUCCUGGAAGUCAUGGCAGACAUGCGCCAUGUUCCGGAUGUCACCAUGGUUCUCCAAAACAUGGUUUUGACUUAACUGCUCAGCUUAAGGCUCUUUUGCAGCCAGAUGGCAGUCAUACAAGUGUGCGUACAUCAUCACACCAGUUAAUGAUGGCAGCUCUUCAAGAUUCCCACAUGCCAUGCUGUGUCCAGCAAAACACAACCUCCUGUGACUAUGAUCACCAGCAAUGCUGCUCCCAUAGCUCUCAUAGUUUUCACCAGCAAAGUCAGAAUCAUUGUUAUGAAUGUGCUACCAAGUAUGGCACACACACUACACACAAGUAUUCAUUGCCACAGUACCAAGACCCAAGUAUAUUAGCUACUUCAGGUUUCCGUCCGCUACCACACAGGCCCUCCUGCAAUAACACUCAAGACUUCGUUCCUCAGACACCACUACGCACGUGUGAAAAUUUGCCAAUGGCUUGCAACUCUUCACCGGUAUACAUGAGAAGCACUGUCAACCAUUCCUUGGGGCAUAACAUCACCAGUGAAAUUACUGCACUUUUUGACCAAAGCUUCCAACAUACAUCAACACCUGAUGCAGGAACAGCCAUCACAGCCUGUCAGACACAACCAUCAAACUCUGUUCAUAAUAACUCCUCCAGUGUAUUCUGCCAUUGUCAGAGUUGUAAUACAGGAGUACCAGCAUCACCAUUCCACUCGCAUGCCAGGCAAAUUCGAAUUCCACCUGCAUCGUGCUUGAGUACUGAAGGAACUUGCCAUCUGCCACAAAUUUUUCCUACUGAAGAAAAUGGGGCCAGUGAUACUACAGCGACUGUGGACAAGCCCCCAAUUGGAGUCUUCUGGGACAUUGAGAACUGUUCUGUCCCUCGUGGAAGAUCAGCUUUGGUGCUUGUGCAACGGAUUCGGGAUCAAUUCUUUGGAGGCCACAGAGAAGCAGAAUUCAUGUGUGUCUGUGACAUUAACAAAGAAAGCAACUCAGUAAUCCAAGAAUUAAAUGAUGCUCAGGUGACUGUCGCCCACAUCAAUGCUACUGCUAAAAAUGCAGCUGACGACAAGCUGAAACAAAGUCUACGAAGGUUUGCAGAUACCCACAAUCCACCAGCAACUGUAGUUCUUAUUUCAGGUGAUGUAAACUUUGCCAAUGAUCUUUCUGACCUUCGACAUCGUAAUGGCUUGAAGAUCAUUCUUGUGCAUCGACAGGACUCAAGUGAUGCUCUGACCACCUGCGCCAAUGAGACAGUCCAGUACAGUGACCUUCUUAUUGAUCUGCCAUUUAGAUCUCCAAUGAAGGACUGUUCGGAGAACCCACAGUUAGUGGUGCGAAAUUUGCCACAAGUCUCAGACAUCAGCAAAGUGCGAAACAGACUUAAGCAACUGUCAGACAACUGUGGAGGUAAAGUGGUCUUCAUCAAUGAGAACCUUGCUGUUUUGAAGUUUCAAAACGCUGAAAAUGCAGGAAGAGCUAAGAAACGUCUAGAUGGAGAGGAUGUGUUUGGCAGUAAAGUUUCUGUGACCGUUAAUACGAAACCCUACAGAGCUUCUCCCAUGCGGUCAUCUGGAAAUUCAAGUAACAAUAGUUUUAGAUCGAGUAAGGGGUCUCCUAAAGUUCAGAGUCGUGAAGAUGAGAAUGAAUAUGUAACCAAUGACAUGGAUACCAAGGCAGAAUCAGGUAACUCAAACAAAAGUAAACAAAUACUUCCAAAAGUUCAGAGAGUGGUUGAUAACGUACGGUUUCCUCAGUCAUCAAUUUCCCCAAUCCAGUCAUCUAUUGAAACACCAAUGUGCUCCAAUUCGACCAGUUCUUCCCAUCUACCAUCAAGUUUUGCACAGUUUUCUGCAUCCUUUAGUCCUAUCAAUGCACCAAACACAACCCAGGAAUUGCCACAAAAGAAUAAAGAUCAUAUUAAAGAACAACCUUUCCAAAGUUGCCAGAGUGCUUUCUGGGAGCACAAACCAGCUAAAUCUACUAGUAAAGAGACUGAUUUGAAAAAUAUUCUGCCAAUUAGGAACUCUUCUUCUGAACAGUCACAAAAGCCUUCAGAAUUACACACCUUGAGUGGUCUUUCACUGAUUGCUCCAUCUACAGCCCUCAGAACCAGUGGAACAAAAACCAUUGAUGCAGGUACACAGUCAUCUGCAGAGGUGAUUUCUGACCACCUAGAGACUUCCCUACCAAUGUCAAGUGUUCCUGGAGCAAGUUACGCCGUAGUUGAAAGAGAGAAUUUAAUGAUUGGAACUUACAUUGCACCCUCCAGUAAAUCUGAUUCCUUAAGCGGGUAUGACAGAGAGUUUGCGGAAGAACAUGCUCCUGGUGCAGAAGUUCUGGUGACAAAUCUGGACCCCAUGCUUAGCAAGAAAGAACUCAGGAGGCAACUCAUUGCUGCAUUCACUGACAAUUGCAUAAGAAUGGAGAAUUUGUCUUUGCAUGCCCCAUCACAAGGCCACAUCCAAGCCGUGGUGAAGGUCAAUUGUGUCAGUGAUGGACAACUUGCUCUUGCUAAGAUCGGUGGCAGGAAGAUUGGCACCAGGAGAGUCCAAUUGGCAGUGGUGCCAAGAUCUCAAUCAGGAUCUGAUCAUCUCAGGUUGAUGGUUACCCCAAUGCUACAAGAAAUGCCAGGAAAAUGUCUUCCCUUUUACAAAUUUAAGGAAGUCUUUGAAAGCAGGUACAACCAGCAGCUGUUUGAGGAAGACUUGUACCAGAUCUCAGACACAGUUUUGGUCAAGGACAGUGGGUCUACUAAGCUGGUUUGCUUGACCAUUCAGCAUCAUCGCAGUACACCAAAUUCGUUCUUGACAUCAUCGUCCAGCGGCUAUAGACAAUCACCAUGGACCAUACCUUAUGAACCUCCAAAAGAGCUGUCGAUCCCACCAUGUGAACCUUUUUGCAACCAGCAUGACGAUAUCGGAGUUGUGGUGAAAAACUACCAAAUGAGGGCAGCAGAGACAGAUCAGAACGUAGCAGUAUCCUUGAGAAUUUUCUCCUCUCAAGUUGAGACUCUGUUGCAGCUUCACCAUGGCAGAAUUCCCCUGAUAAGUUUUACCAGGUGUUACGCUGCUGAAUUUGAAAAGCUAGAAGAAAAUCCAGAAGGUGGUGUACCGCUUGAACACCUGUUGACCUGUGUACCAGGUGUCAGGGUCGCUGUGAAUAGUAAUGGGGUCAAGGUAAUCUGUUUCUCCGGGAAGGGGAAGAUCAUUAUGGGAGACGAUCUUGGACGGUCUACCAGCCCAAUCCUACCAACUUUAUUGUUCCAGUUUAGUAAAGAAGCCACUGAGGUGCUGAAGCACAGUUCCUACUGCCGCCUUGAACUCAACCUGUUCCUCCAAGCCUACAACCACCACUUUGGCAAACAUUGUCAUCUAAUUGAUUAUGGCUACACCAAGCUGGUCGAUAUCUUCUCAACCAUACCACACAUCAUCCAGAUGCUUGGCGCUGGAGACAAACAGAUUCUUACCUUGACUCAUCAAGUUCAAAUCAAACGAUUUGCUCAGGAUGUCACUAAAGUGCUCAGGUCACAGGCAAGCAAACAGGUGACUGUUGAGGACUUGCCUGCAGCAUUCCAGCGGUGCCUGUCCCGUCCAUUCAACCUAGUGGAGUAUGGAGUUUGUGAAAUACAAGACAUCCUUGUCGACAUUCCAAACACUGUCAUCAUGGUGGAUGGUGUCGGAGAUGAUCUUACUUUAUCAAUUCCACACAGAGCAUCUGCACUAAACCAGCUCAUGCAGCUUUACAGACGAGAGCAGGGAUAUCACCUCCAACCCACUGAUUACCAGUGCAGGAGUGUUGAGGAAGUAUUUCAGAAGAUGCCCCAUGUUGUCGAGAUUAACACCAGAGAAACAGAGAAGAGUGUUGUGUUAGUUAAUCGCAAGCAUCUGAGCCAACUAGCCCAGUGGGUGCUAGUCAUACUAGUAGACCAGCCAGAAGGACGCUUACUUCUUAAGCAUGUGCCUGAUGUCUUUCGGCAGAGGUACCAAACUGAUCUAAAACAUGUGGAGUAUGGAUAUAGUCAACUGGUACUACUGCUCUCUGAUAUACCUCAUGUGGUGAAUGUCUAUAAGAAGUGGCUACCAGAGUGUUACAUUGAACUAACCCUAGGCUACCAGUUUGCUCGCAAAGCUCGACUCAUCCUGCUGAAAAACCAAAAUUGUAUAGCCUUGCAGGACUUUGCAGACUUGUAUGAGAAAUACUUUCAAGAAGCAUUUAUUCCAAGUAACUUUGAGAAAGAUACCAUUGCAGCUCUAGUGGCAGCUGUGCCGAGGGUGCUAACUUUAAUUGGCAGAGGACAGCGAAGAGCUGUCGUGUUGAAUGCCGACUUGAAAGUUGUAAGAUCUAUUACACCAAGCAGUUCAGAAGAUAGAGAAACUUCAUUCAGCCCCCAUCAAGAGUCUGAUGGAAGUGUAAAGACUGCAAGUAUUGAGACUUGUCAGGAAUCUGGUUUUGUUUCCUGCUCUGGUUCCAAUGUGGGUGAUGAUCCAACCAGCAUGAUAAAAGAGGACACAUCAGGAUCAUCUGUCAAUGAUGCAAGUAUAAUAAAUGGUCACAGUGGAACCAAGUCAAGGGCUGCCAGCUCAUCUGAUAGUAGAUCAGGCCAGAACCAAGUGCCAGUGCAGAUUUCCAGUGAUGCCAAAGGAUCUGCACAGGGAGAAGCUGCCAUUCCUGGUUCAUUUUCGGAAUCAGCCAUUUUGUUUGAUAAAAAUAGCCAAAGUUUCGGUUUUACCCACGCUGCAGCAAGUGCUUCCUCCAGGACAGAAAGCAGUGAUCUUGACCUCAUCGACUUCUCUUCACCAUCAGUAAAACAAGAUUUGUCAUGUGAUAAUAAGCAAAGUGAGAAGUGUACGAGUCAGUCGCUACCAUCCACCCCAUCCAGACUUCGGUCAAGAUGCAAGAUCGCCGCCAACUUUUCUCUAUCGCAUAUGUAGAUGAGGUGCAUAUACAAUCUAUAUUAUUUUUACAAUAUUAGUAUUGUUAAUCACUCAUUACGUAUAAAGUAUUAUUAUACAGUACUUUGAAAUUGGUUUAUCAAUUAAUUGAUAGUGGAAACCAGGUGGUGUUUUUCAAUGUUGUACUUACAUUAAAUAUGUAUACAACUUGAGGGUAUUGUUUACAUAUAAAGUGGCGAAAAUAUUGAAAAAAUUCUUAGUGUAGAAAACAAAAAGAAAAUUCAGGUAUAUUGUGUGUGAUUUUUUUUGCAUAUUCAUUGAGAAUAUAUGGAACAAUUUUUAUUAAUUACAAGUUCAGAAGCAUAAAAUUUAUGAUUCAAUUAUGUUGAUAUUUCAAAACAUUCCUAAUAGGCCUAUAUUUACAGAAGAAAAAUUAAAUUAAAAAAAAAACACAGGCUUAUUUUCAACAAAUUUGUAUACCAAAGAAAAUGUAACUGUACUGACUGCCUUUGCAAAAAUGCAUAAGUGUUUGUGCUGUGUUCAUCAGCAGUGGUUUUGUUUUCUUUUAUCCGAGUCAUAGGACCAAAUAGAAUCAAGUCAGUGUAUUCAUUUUAUUAGUAUUUAUUGUUUAUUGUAUAAAUUAUAUAUAGGAGCAGUACUCGUAGGCAAGAAAUGAAACUCCUGUGCCUUGUGUUUUUGUAAUGUGUUAUUUAUUAACCUUAAUUUUUUGCAUGAAAUAUGCUUAUUUUUGCAUUAAGAUCUUAAAAUAUAUAUGAAAAAAAAGUAAUUUAGAGCAGCAGCCUGAUAAAUAAUAUUUAGGUGAUGAGAAAAGCAAGGUAUUGUGGACAGGUUUUUGAAAAUUGUGAAAGAACAAAAUUGAUUGAGAAUGACAUUUUUAAAUAAUUUUCUGUAAGGUAGGAAACUAUAUACAGUACAGUAAUUUAGAACAGAAAGAUUAAGAUAAUGAAAAAAGCAGGGUAAAUGGAUAGGUUUAUGAAAAUUGUGCAAGAACAAAAUUGGUUCAAAAGAACUAAUGAAACAAACAUGACAUUUUUUAAUGAUUUUCUUUAAGGCAUUAAACUUGUAAUGGCGUGCAUAAUGUGUAUGCAUAUUCAUAAGGUUGUUUAGGGUCAUGACCUAUGCCUUUUAAAUGAAUAUGCAGUGGUAGGAAUCGCUUCCUCCAGUUCAUCCGCUUGUGUUCCCUGAUGCUGGGAUAUAUCGAAGUGGAAUUGAUUGAAAUCUCAUUUUACAAGUCAGCUGAUGAAUUUUUAAUAUUUUUUUAAACUUUAUGUGGUUUAUUUUGAGCCAUUAACUAAUUACACGAAUUCUACAAUUUUUUUGUAUGGAAUAUAUGCCUUCAUGAAUGUAUUCAAGAAAAUGUCUUGUAAAGUUGAUAUUACAGAUAUAAUACAAAAAAAAAAUUAAGUCAAAACAACUAGAAAAAUUGAUUGUGCUAUUUUAUUAUAUAGUUAUUUUUUCAAUACAAUUUAGUACAGAUAUUGUGAAUUGCUUGCAAUUUAAAUAAAUGUUUAUUUUUUAACAUUCAGUUAAUUCAUUUUGAGAAUAGUUUAUUAAUAGAUAAUUUGUUGUAAGUACUGUAUUGUAUUUUUGUCAUUGAUAUUUCUCUGUGGACAAAUAAGUAAUCAAUGCAUUAAAAUUCCAAGAUUAUUCUUAGUCUUAACCCGGGCACUCGCUGCUUCAUACGACUGUCGCACGACAAAUCCAACUCCGCUCUACGUGAGCGGAUUCUCAGUUGGUUGUCAUUAAAAAUGAUCCGUUGCAUUCUCCAGAGAAUCGCGUCGGCUGAAUUGUCGUGUUCAGUGAGCGCCCGGCUUUAGUGCAAGAAAUGUGUUUUUGUUUGGACAAGUCAAAGAAGAGAACUGUGUGUAAAAUGUUUAUUUUAUAUGGGAAUUAAAAAAAGCAAGAAACUGA